Molecule: messenger RNA, 1502 nt
Organism: Stomoxys calcitrans (stable fly)
Lineage: Eukaryota; Metazoa; Arthropoda; Insecta; Diptera; Muscidae
Gene: Uxs
Product: UDP-glucuronic acid decarboxylase 1
Exons: 3
Coding region: 70-1407 (445 amino acids)
Biological process (GO): D-xylose metabolic process
Cellular component (GO): cytoplasm
Molecular function (GO): NAD+ binding; UDP-glucuronate decarboxylase activity
Source: RefSeq, a predicted model, not a curated record
GAAUAUUACAUUAGCAUAAACGAUAGAGACACGUUUCCACGUAUUACAGAUGUAGGCAUACGAUCUGUAAUGUGGACAAUCACCAUAACAAAGAAACGCUGGAAACAGGUUGCCAUUGCAACCGGAACCAUUGGUGUUUUUCUCAUAGUCCUAGUAAAGAUACUUGACAUCUCCGACAACAAGGAAAGUCUCUCUGCGGCACCACAGAGCCAACAUGAAUUGAUAGCCAUUUAUGAACAACAGCAAAAACUAAUUGAGGAGCAACAGUUGGAAUUACAAAAGACCAAAGAGGAAUUGGCACGCCUGCAGGAUGAUCUGCGUGCCCUGCAGUCAAAUACACCACGCAAAUAUCCGAAAGUGAAAUACCUAAACUACAAGAAUCGCAAACGUAUCCUUAUAACUGGCGGAGCCGGUUUUGUGGGCUCCCAUUUGGUUGAUAAUUUGAUGCUGGACGGCCAUGAAAUUAUUGUGGUCGAUAAUUUUUUCACGGGACGCAAGCGUAAUGUGGCCCACUGGUUGGGUCAUGAAAAUUUCGAGUUGAUACAUCAUGAUAUUGUGAAUCCUCUGUUCAUUGAGGUUGAUGAAAUUUAUCAUUUAGCCUCGCCCGCUUCCCCACCGCACUAUAUGUUGAAUCCUGUAAAGACAAUAAAGACCAAUACCAUGGGUACGAUUAAUGUCUUGGGCUUGGCCAAGCGUGUAAUGGCCAAGGUAUUAAUUGCCAGCACAUCGGAGGUUUAUGGAGAUCCCACAGUGCAUCCACAGCCAGAGUCAUAUUGGGGACAUGUAAAUCCAAUAGGACCGCGUGCUUGCUAUGAUGAAGGCAAACGAGUUUCGGAAACUUUGAGUUAUGCCUAUGCUAAGCAGGAAAAAGUGCAAGUUCGAGUGGCUAGAAUAUUUAAUACUUAUGGUCCACGCAUGCACAUGAACGAUGGUCGCGUCGUCUCAAAUUUCAUACUACAAGCACUUAGAAAUGAAACUAUAACAGUUUAUGGCAAUGGCAAGCAGACGCGUUCCUUUCAAUAUGUAGAUGAUCUGGUAGAUGGUCUUAUGGCACUCAUGGAAUCCAAUUACACACAGCCGGUUAAUCUGGGCAAUCCUGUCGAACAUACCAUCGAAGAAUUUGCAUUUAUGAUCAAGGAGCUGGUUGGGGGCAGUAGCAAAGUGGGGCGCACCGAUGCCAUGGAAGAUGAUCCCCAAAGAAGAAAGCCCGACAUUAGUCGGGCAAAGAAAUAUCUCAACUGGGAACCAAAGGUACCCCUGAAGAUGGGUCUCCUCAAAACCAUUGAUUACUUUCGCAAAGAACUGGAGAGAUCCGAUCGUUUUGCCGCCAAUUCAAAGAAAUAUUUCGACUCGCAUGACCUGCAAAGAAGUCCGCAGCGAUUUCAGUUCGAUCCCGGCAAUGGCUAAUGCUCAAUAGAUGAACCAUUCGGAAAUGAGGGAGUACUUAGUUUAGAAUGUUUCCUUAGGUCUCCCAUAGAUUAAAAACACAUCAAAAUCUUUGA